Molecule: messenger RNA, 2632 nt
Organism: Synchiropus splendidus (mandarinfish)
Lineage: Eukaryota; Metazoa; Chordata; Actinopteri; Syngnathiformes; Callionymidae
Gene: phactr3a
Product: phosphatase and actin regulator 3a
Exons: 11
Coding region: 708-2105 (465 amino acids)
Biological process (GO): actin cytoskeleton organization
Molecular function (GO): actin binding
Source: RefSeq, a predicted model, not a curated record
GACAGGUUGUCUGGUGACUGGGGUCCACACGCCUCCGAUACGACGAAACAGCAAACUGGCCUCGCUGGGACGCAUCUUCAAGCCCUGGAAGUGGAGGAAAAAGAAAAAUGAGAAGCUGAAGCAGAGUUCCACAGACUGUCACCGGUCAGAGGUCGUAUGCAGAAUUGCUUCAGAAUGAGUGGCGAGGAGUCCAAGGUUCCAAGAAAGGGGAAAAAAAUUAACUGUUCAAAAACACAUGCAUACACAUAUAUAGACAGUUACUGGAGGAAAUUAAUGUUGCAUUUACCUGGAUGGUGUUUCCUUCAACAUGAUGGGGAAAGUUCCAUGACAUCCCAGCUGCUUUACAAAUGAUACACGCCAUGGGUGCUUUUUCUUCCAAGACGCCUCACAAAUAAAGUCAAGAAUAAAAUGGAAAAAAAUGGAUGACUCUGGCGACACCUCUGCCACAGCUGUAGCGCUCCUUGUCCCGAUUUUGCUGCCACUAGAUCAUGAAACACAGGACGUGUCCCAGUUGAUGGCAGCAAAGUGCGGAUGCCUUAGUAUUGAGAGUAACAUGGGAAGGAUGUAGUCCACCUUUGUAUCACGGGACAUUUCGGCCUUUCAGCAUGAGAAACACUCAUCAAAGUUCGCCAGCUACAGCCCGAGACCAUGCCAUCUGGUCCAGUCUCUACCACACGAAAUGAACACAGACAAAUUCAUACUUACAGAUGUUAUGCCUCCAUUUCUUUCCAGAUGUAGCAUUAUCCAGCAGUCUUCUAUGCCACGACCCAAACUCCCCAACUCAGGGUUGCUGCUCUGAUGGCAACCUCCUGGUGGGGGGCUUCGGGGGCCCCUUGAACUCGAACCUGACGGUCAGCAGUGUGGAGUACCUAGGGCCGGACGAGGAGCUCCCUCCUCCAGCAGUAGCACCACCUCUCCAGGACUGUGAGUGUUUGGAGGACAACGUAUCGGCAACAGACGAGGAGCAAGAUGAUGAAGCGCCACCCGUUGGCGAUUUACCUGAGGGGAUGCAGGACACGGGAGAACAGAUGGAGGAGAGGACGGAAGAGGAGGUUCCCACGGGAACGUCUCCACCACAGGUUCCCCCGAAACCUUUGCCUCCACAGCUGAGUGCAGUGGACGACUCUGGCCUGGUGUCGCUCCCACCUCACCUCACCAACUCCUACCUCCCAAAAGAGCCGCCACCCAGGUCAUCAGACAGCCUGGCGUCCAUGACCCUCCCUCUUCGAGGACCCCUGGCAAACCCAUCAGCAUCUCCACAUUUAGGCAAUAUGAUCCAUCCCCCAAUGCCCCCUAGCUGCAUCAUGGAGGAACUGCAGCGAGCAUUUGCUUCCAAGAACAGGCAGGAAAGUGUCCAUGAAGGGUGUGAGCAGAGCUCGCCCCCGCGUCUGUGGUGCUCGGACGGACGCCUCUCCCGCUCAUGUAGCUCCGAAAACCAGCACACCUCAUCUAUGCUGGGUAUUUGCGUGGGAGGAGGCUCCGACUGGCCCAAGAAGGAGGCUGAGGAGAACAAAGAGAACGUGCGGCUGGACCAGUGCUUCUCCAACACCUCAGGCCUCCCCACUGACCUGGACGGCUGGAACGAGUCCGUCAUCUCAGGCACACUCCCUCGAAGGCUCAGGAAAGAGUUACUCGCAGUCAAGCUACGAAACAGACCCAGCAAGCAGGAGUUGGAGGACCGGAAUAUCUUCCCAGCACGCAGCGACCAGGAGCGCCAAGAAAUCCGCCAGCAGAUUGAGAUGAAACUUGCCAAGAGGUUGAGCCAGAGACCCAAUGUAGAGGAGCUGGAGAGCCGGAACAUCUUAAAACAGAGAAAUGACCAGACGGAGCAGGAAGAGAGGCGGGAGAUCAAACAGCGACUGAACAGAAAGCUAAACCAGCGGCCCACGGUCGAUGAACUACGAGACAGAAAGAUUCUGAUCCGCUUCAGCGACUAUGUGGAAGUGGCCAAAGCUCAGGACUAUGACAGGAGAGCGGACAAGCCCUGGACUCGUCUCUCUGCUGCAGACAAGGCGGCGAUCCGGAAAGAGCUCAAUGAAUUCAAAAGCACUGAGAUGGAAGUGCACGCCUCCAGCAAACACCUAACAAGGUUCCACCGACCGUGAAAGUGACGACCGCUUUCUUCUGUGAAGAAAAUGCUGAGCUGUGAAAUGUUCCUGAGGAUCCUCAGAGCUACUCAGUGGCGACGGAUCAAAGAGCCUGGAGCCUUUUCGGUAUUCUUCCAGCGCCCCUUUGCUUGACGGUCAUGUCAGGGUGUGCGAAUGUUGGCGGCAGUGUGCACUGUCAAGAUUUCGGUCGCAUGGAUGCUGGGCGUUGUGCCGCGACAUUGGUGGAGACUUCGGCCGAGGACAAAAACAUGUGUUUCAGUCAGUGUUUUUGUUUCUUUUCUACUAUUUCAUGGACUCCUCUGAUGAGUUGUGAAUUGGUUCAGUGGGAUGUAAGACAUGCAUGUGAGCAGCUUCACCUUUUCUUAUCUGACGAGUAAGCGUGUGACUUGGAUUGUGCAGUCGGAGGAGACUGCUCUUUGAUAUAAACUGUACAUACAGUAUGUCAAUCUGAAUGGGAUUGUCAAUGUCUACACCUUUGUAAGCACUACUUCUCUGCAAAAUACAAGGUCUUUUAUAAAAACCAC